AUGAAUAGACUCUGGUGCAUUGUCUGUCUCUUGCUUCUUUCACUAGUACAGUGUGAAAAAUUUCAAAGGCGUGACCAUUCCCUUGUUCCCCCAUACACUGGAGGGUGGACGUCAUAUGGCACGACAAUGUUUUCCCCAAGCGUAGUCCGACUUACUUCUGACCAGCGUGGCGCGAUGGCAGGUGUCUCUAAUGUCUAUCCCCUCUACUCCCGUGACUGGGAGGUCAUAAUUGAUUUCAGGGUUUCUGGAUCUACUGGAACCCUAUUUGGGGAUGGCUUUGCAUUUUGGUAUACCGCUAGCCCCAUUAAACCAGGACCGGCUCUAGGUGCAGAGACGAUUUUCCGAGGCCUGGGUAUCUUCUAUGAUACUUAUAGCAAUCACAACGGCGAGCAUGCCCACGAGCAUCCCUACGUGAGCGCGAUGGUGAGCAAUGGAUCUGUGGCCUACGACCACGAUCACGAUGGGACUCAGACCCAACUGGCCGGAUGUCAUGUCUCCUUUCGAAAUAAGAAUCACAAAACCAAGACUCUUAUCCGAUAUUCCAAAGAUACUCUCGAGGUUUUCAUGGACAUUGAUAAUCAAAACAAGUGGACAACUUGCUUUGAAGUUGGUGGUGUGCAUCUGCCAACUGGCUACUAUCUCGGUGUCUCCGCUGCUACCGGCGACUUGACAGAUACACAUGAAGUUCUGUCCCUGAAAACCUACGAUUUAGGCCUCGCAUAUACCAACGAAGAACUGUUGGAGGAUAGAAGCGCCAUCGAGCCUUCGGCUGACAGUGCAGAACUGCCAAGACCGCAUGUUCCGGAUGUCCCACAAAGCUCACUCUGGAACAUCUUCUUCUACAUUUUCGUCGGCCUCUUUUUCCUUUCCCUCUGCCUGAUCGGGCGCAUGUGUUAUGUGAAUAAUCAACGACGCAAAAAGCGUCUGUUUUAA
Messenger RNA from Echinococcus granulosus, 933 nucleotides. RefSeq names its product VIP36-like protein. Gene Ontology annotation, cellular component: Golgi membrane; COPII-coated ER to Golgi transport vesicle; endoplasmic reticulum-Golgi intermediate compartment. The transcript has 7 exons. NCBI's taxonomy places the organism in Eukaryota, Metazoa, Platyhelminthes, Cestoda, Cyclophyllidea, Taeniidae. Gene Ontology annotation, molecular function: D-mannose binding. The coding region runs from base 1 to 933 and encodes 310 amino acids. Gene Ontology annotation, biological process: endoplasmic reticulum to Golgi vesicle-mediated transport; endoplasmic reticulum organization; Golgi organization. The record is from RefSeq and is a predicted model, not a curated record.